Molecule: messenger RNA, 2685 nt
Organism: Peronospora farinosa
Lineage: Eukaryota; Oomycota; Peronosporomycetes; Peronosporales; Peronosporaceae
Source: the annotation of a GenBank genome assembly
AUGACUCGAGAUGUCGGGGAUGCGGCUAUGCAGCUAAAGCGUGCGAUGGACGAGACGGACGAAGGAAGGGAAGCAAAGUUUAUGCGCACAGAAGCGGCAGCACACAUGGCGCAAUCCAAUACGAUGACUAUGAACGAAGCCAUGUUUGGCAACUCACAGCAACAGAACACUCACUUUUUCGACGGCUCGCAGCCAAUGAUGACGCAAUCACUUCAUGUCCCAGCACAUACUACAAUGAUGUCGACGUUAUCAAGUGCUCCCACGUCACAGACACAACAGAUACAGAUGCAAAUACAGCAGCAACAGCAGCAGCAGCAACAAUACGCUGCAGCCAUGGCAGCACGGCAUAACGCUCAGCAGCGGCACCAGGAUGCAGCAAUGGCUACAAUGAUGGAAAUGCAGAGUUCUCCAGGUCAGCUGAAUAAUAUGAAGCCAAUGACAUCUUCUAAACACGUGUCAAACUCUACCGACAAUGUUCAUGGGGCCUCACUGCUUGGACAUCAAGGAAUGAGUUUUCACAUGAACACGUUAAGCGGGGAUCAGGCAGAGCAGCAAUUACCUUUGGUUCCAGCUACAUCUGUUGCUUCUCAGAUGCCUGCUAGUUUAGAGGCACCUACAACCCCUAGUGACACUGAAGAAUCAUGUCUUGUGUGUGGGCUGAAGGGCGACAUCUUUACGUGUAAUGGUGGUUGUGAACUCCAUGUGCACCCGGCGUGCAUUGGCGAGGAAGCAAUUUUUCCGUUUGUUGUCGGACAGCUAUGCGGAAGUUGCUUCAUUGUGCAACAAAAUCGUGCAUCUCCGGAAGAUCUCACAAAAGGAGGGCCAAACGCAUUGUCGGUUCGAAGAGCUAUCUUGUGCGUGAAUUUAGAGACAAACAGCAACGCGAACUUCGAUAAGUUUGGCCAUUUGGCGUCACUGCGGCUGGCGGAAAUUGGUUCAAUCGCAGGUUACCCGAUCAAACCGUUCGCUGAAAAGUUUGUCGAGCCGUAUCUACAGCGCUGGAUACGAGAAAAGCUCACAACUACUGACAAGUGGAUGCUGAACGUGCGGGGAGUGUUUACCGUGAUGAUUGGUCUUUACAGCUUGAAACGUGCCGGCAUUGCUCAUGGCCUGCACCAUAAAGUAAUUGACUUGAUGAAGUCACGCAAGUUCACGGUGAUGGACUACUUCGGAUGGCACCCAGCCAUCGAAUGUCCAACCGUACGGUGUUCGAGUCUAUGCGCUUUUUGCGGAAUUCGAAACGCGCCAGAGGUUGACUUGUGCUCACGCUGCCAUCACAAGCUUGUGUUCCCAACGACCUUCACAAAGUAUAUUAGUACACUGCUUGCCGCUUUCUACGCAGAACAAGUGGGUAUUCCGCUUGGAGCAUCGACGCUGGACGUCUUCGCACACACUAAUACCGUUCGAGGAUUGUACAAAGGGCUUCGUCCAUUUGACGCUGAUGGUGUCGUUUGGGAACUGUUUACCGACCAAUUGCGCAUGAUUUUUGGCUUUUUGGAUAUUAUGAGCAAUUUUGGGACACUGCAGCUCAACCCCGAUCUGUUUGUGCCAGAGGUUAACAUUAUCUUCAACCCUGCUUACGUGAACCAGGCUAUGAUAACAAACGAGUUUGAGGUUGUGGGAAAAUUUCUUCAAUGCAUGAAACUGUUCGGCCUUGCCAAAAGCAUGGAGAACGAAAACAUGAUCGAGUCCUGUGAACGCUACUUGCUAUUUAAGCACCUUCCUAAUGGAAGCUGGUGCAAGUCGAAUGGCUCGACAGUAGACCAAUACAAGGCUACCGUCACGUGCUCAAAAGCACUCCUCAACCCGGAGUUUCGCGGGUAUGGCCCAAUAUCACUCGACUUCCAACGACUUCUUGAAAAGUGGGCUCGCAAUUCGUCCCCUAAACUUCCCUCUACCGCCAUGGCCGGGGGAAAGCAGCCGACCGAGAUUACAAAGCUGAAACGACUAGUAUCUGGGGUGAUCGUAAAGGCGAACACCCAAGUGAGGCUUAAACGUCUCGAGGCAAUGUACGAGCGGCAAAUUGCUCCAAAGGGAUGCGAUUCCUCAUUAGAAUCUCUUAUGACUGAGAGGAUGAAACAGCUCCUGAAGGCUAAGAAACUCGAAAACUCCGCGAAAUCAGUAACGAGUACCGAGGAUAAGGCAGGUGUAGACGGCAUCAACGAGAAGGAGUCUUAUCGUGCGGAUGUAAUCGAAUCAGUUCCAGUCAAUGAGAAAACACCGAUCGCGGCUGACGGCACGACUGAUUCGGAGGACGUCAAAGCUGACUACCAGUCCAAUCGUGAUUUGAGGGCUUCUUUAGCGGAUAAGAAUCAGGAUGAUGAUGAGAUGCUUACGAGCAUGAGUCUGCACGAGGAUUUAGAAAUCUUUGACGGGUUACAGUUUGAGGACGGUGGCGGUAUCAUUGACAUGAGCUUUCACUCGCUGGCACCUAGUACAGUAGUUGACGACAAGACUGUAGAAUAUGGAAUGGAGGAUGCUGACGGCACGGAUGCGCCUGGACAGGAUGAUGAUGAGGAUGAAACAAUGGAUGACAAUGUGUACGACGACGAUGAAGAUGAAAACGAAGAUGGUGCUAGCAACUACGCAGAUGAGGAAGCUUCUCAGGACCAAUCUCCGUUCAGUGAGGCGGUGGAGGGAACAAACAGAAGCGAUGCCACCGCAGAUUUCCCGUCUGGAAUGUAA